CGCUUGGGGACAAGGUUGUCUCGGUGUACUUGGAAAAAAAACCGAUAUUUAAUCGGGCUACAAGUAUACGCGAUUGCUGUCGGACGAUUGUUGCAUUGCGCGGUCAUUGCUUUCCAAAUGUGAUCUUUCGGAAAAAGUGCACACGAGAGACAUACACUUCCUAUUCCUGGACGAACGUGGAGUGUCGAUGCGUUUCAACUUGAUGUACUAAGCCCGAUAAUAUUUCCAUGUGGCUCGAGCAGUGUUGAAAAUGGGGAAGAAAAGAAAUAUUCAACCGCCAAUAAUGCCGGGACGGAUCAAAGUGGAGAUAAAAGACGAGAUAGGGGAUAGCGAUGUUCUUGUAGCGAGGGAUCGACUGAAGGGUGCUCUUCGAGAAUUGUUACAGCACAGUGACACCGGUUCGUCGGCGGAAUCGGACGACAGCCCCAUCUCGGACUAUAAACAUCCCAUGAAAAAGAUGACAAAAUCCGUGAACGUCCAACAAGCCAAGAAAGUCAGACGCCGCCGGCCGAUACAAAGUGAUCUGGCGUUUCAUCACACGUACGUGAUGAAAUUAUUUGACCGCAGUGUUGAUUUAGCUCAAUUUCAAGAGGAUACGCCACUCUAUCCGAUAUGCCGCGCUUGGAUGGCCAAUCAACCGAGGAAUCCCCAUUUGGUCCCUAAGAUACGUAGUCCAAGUCCAGAAAUAAUUAACGAAGUUAGCAUGGCAGAUAAUUUAAUUGGCGCUGACGGCGAGAUAAAUGACGUCCAUUAUUUACCACCUCCUUUGCCUCGUGAAGAAGCCAUACCAAGAAAUCGCGUUCCGUCCCCUAUACUCGGAGAGAAAGAUGAUUUGAACUUAGAUUACGAGGGACAAACUCUCAAAACGCAGGAGCAAUUAAUGAAAGAUCAUACCGAACGGUGGAAUGCUAUACGCAAAAAGUGGCAUCAGCAGGCGCAUAAAAACGAGCAACGUUAUUUACAGAGCGCUACUAUACUUGGCACCAUUUUUACAAAGGCACAGUCAGAGUUUGAAUAGCAGAAAUGUGGCAGUCCAGUGACUGCCGGUUCUUCCGCCGCUGACAAGUCUACUCCUGGUAAUUUCUAUUAUGUCAUCAGGGAAUAAUUUCUUAUUUUCUAUUUUUCUACACAUCUUCGUUGGUGAGUGAACGCAUACAUGCAGAUGUAAUUAUAUCUUAUAUGAAUGCAAUUUUUUUUUAUUUAUAAUGCCCAGAAGAAAAAUGUAAUCAUGUUUUGGUAUGCUAUUUUAAUGAUAACAAAUUGUCUACUCUUAACACAAAGGGAAAUUGUGACGCACUUGUAACUUUUCUUUUAAUAAAAAAUAAUGGAAUAUAAUAA
Molecule: messenger RNA, 1338 nt
Organism: Vollenhovia emeryi
Lineage: Eukaryota; Metazoa; Arthropoda; Insecta; Hymenoptera; Formicidae
Gene: mip40
Product: protein lin-37 homolog
Exons: 8
Coding region: 251-1018 (255 amino acids)
Biological process (GO): negative regulation of transcription by RNA polymerase II
Cellular component (GO): transcription repressor complex; Myb complex
Source: RefSeq, a predicted model, not a curated record